Messenger RNA from Monomorium pharaonis (pharaoh ant), 3102 nucleotides. RefSeq names its product DNA ligase 1. Lineage: Eukaryota; Metazoa; Arthropoda; Insecta; Hymenoptera; Formicidae. The record is from RefSeq and is a predicted model, not a curated record. The coding region runs from base 555 to 2321 and encodes 588 amino acids. The transcript is spliced from 2 exons.
CGCUCUUAGGCAGAGGCGUCGGCGGCUAUGUCAAUCUUCUCUCGCAUUCGCCCGUCGAUACACCUUGUCCCGGCUAUCGAUACCGCGAAUCCAGAGACAAUCUGCUGGAUGAAGCGGCGCCGCUGGUGGCCACCACACCACCAGCGUUGCGCGACAAUGCCGAGAGGAAUCCCAACGUCCUCUGCCCACUGGAAAUACAUGUGCAUGAUCCCACAACACGGGAACGACGACGGCGUCCCAUAAGCUAUCAUCAUACGGAGAAGCGAUACCAAAGAACCGUCGAGGACAAUUCUAAGAAAUGGAUUGAUCUCGAUGAAAAUGUAUUGGACGGUUACAUCUUAAUCGACGACAAAAACCUUGGUCCUUCGGUUCUCGAAAUUGACGGUGAGGAAUUGCCAUAUCCCGAGGAUGCUACUGAGUACGAUGACAACAAUGACAACGAUGAUGGUAACCAAGACGAAGAUACUGGCAGUCAUGGUAGAUGCGAGUGGUCAACAUACAAUCGAUCGAAGGAAAGUAAAUCAAAACGAUACUGGUCUGAUUUCGAUUUUGGCAUGACAUAUCCGCUUGCGAAUAGUCAUGGAAAUGCUUAUCAGGACUCGAGCAGCCACAGUAAGUACACGGAAUUGUAUUCGGAGCACCGAAAGGCGCGAAACAAUUUCGAAAUAGCUCACGGCCUUGACACGUCGUCGUAUGCAAUAGCGAACAGUCAUGGCGAACAUGGCAAGCUUUCGGCAGAUAUGCGGGACCGAGAUUACUCAAAAAGUGACAAUCUAACUUAUACUAGACCAGCAGAUAUGAAUUACGAGAUAGCCAACAGUCACAGCAAUUAUCGCGUAUUCUACGACAGUGAGACGCAACAUCAAGGUGUGAUGCCUACCUGGUCCUCGGAACUAUGGUCGGAAAACCAUAACGGAGAAUCUCACGUUGCGUCAGAAGAAUUUAAAAACAAUACUACAAAAAAAGAGAAUAAUGAAGAACAUGAGGCAAAUACGAAUCAAUCAGAAAGAAAAGACGAGCCGGACCCUGAAACUACUUACGAUAUCGAACAAUGCUUAGUACAAAUCGAGGAAAGUCUUUUAAAUAUUGAACAAAAUCUUCUUCAUGUUCAAGACCUAGAUAUUCCAGAAUUGCGGAAUCUACUCUACAAAAGUCCGAGUCUCGAACGGAGCCUUUACGAGGAUCUCUGUGCCGAUGGUACUAUUCCAAUUACUUCCACAAAUAAAUCUACAUCUGUGGAUUCGGACGAAGAAGAAGAGGAAGAAGGGGAGGGGGAGAAGGAGGAAGAGGAAGUAGAAGAAGAGGAAGUAUGGGUAGGCCAGAAUAUAACGAUUAAGAAUAACGAUGAUGGAGAUGCAAGUGCACCUCUUAUGAACAACUUUAAUGAGGAAUCCUUGGAUACAGUCAACGUUGACGAACAUAAUCCCUUAAGAUCAGCAGAUGAUCACUAUACCGAUGUAUCAAACCUCCAAGAAGAGAAAAAAGACUCAAAUUCUCAACAUUCGAAGAACUUUGUGCUCAAUAGUCUUGGUAAAACUUUGCCAAGAAAAAUCGCUCUAGAUGAAGUUAAAGAAAAUAUUAGACUUUGCUCGUCGGAGCCGGAAGAGCCCGCGGUUACGAUCGAUUACAAUUUUAAUAGUGCGUACGCCGAAAAGAAAUCCCUCUUCCGUGAUAAGUGGCACAGCAGGGCGAGCUCAUUAGACGAGAACUCGAUCUUCCAGAAUUCGGAACUGAGUGACAAGCAAGAGAACGAUAAAGCGUUGCAGGACGUCUUCCUUAUGACCACGGGAUCUCGUCGUUUAGCAGCCAACGUGAAAGCACUGUCGGAAGGCACUUUACAAACUGACCGGAAAAAACGACGUGAGAGAAGAGGGUCUCACGAGGAGAAGCUUCUACAGGCCGUUGAAGCAACGGCGGCGGACUUUCAAAAAAAACUCGAGAGUUUCGCGUCACAGCGACGAUCUAUUCUACAUGGACAGAAGAGAAUGGCACCAAAAUUAGCCAAGGAGGUCUCGGACAACGCAACGUUACGAUCGAGAGAAAAAUCACCUACGAAAUCGAAACGCGCGAUUCCGUCGACAGCUAAGACACGGGACAGAGACAAUAGCGCCGGUAAAAAUACCGGUGGUGAUAAGCGAAAGAGAAAGAAAUCGGGAAAAAAUCAAGGUGUCUCUGAGAACGCUCUGGUACCUAGCAAACUAAUCUCACUUUCACUAUCGUUGCUUCUCGCAGCCCUUCUGCAAGCGGUCAGAUGCUUGGCGGAUCUCGUCGAGGAUGCCUUCAGAUCGGUCAGUUACGAUAGAAGCGGAUUGUUGCAGUAAACUGCAAGACAGACACAACGCAACGAAUGUAUCGGUCGUAAACAAUGGAUUCCUAAGAGAGAUUUUAUGGCAAUUAAUUAUAUCACCGAUAAACCUCGUAAUCAUUUAAGAUUUAUAUGAUAUCUGUGAUAAUACUAAUGCUUAGGAUUCUCGACGAAACUUGUAUUAACGUCUGCUUCCAAAAUAUUGACAAAGUUUCAUCUUGUUAACAAGAAUCGAAACUGAUUUUAAAGAACUUAUAAAUAUAGUGUGCUGUGAACGUGAUUAUAUGACGAGCGCAUUAAUCUUAACAAUUGUUCUUUCUCUUUGAAAUAUAAAAUUAAAAGACAGAUACAACGAAACAAAAUACGAUAAGUACAUAACAAAUUUGGAUAACUCGAUGGUGCUGAAUACGUGUGAACGGUGUUUUCGUAUUACAUAUAUACGUUCGAAAGUGCCUGAAACCUAUCGCGUAUCACAUACGAGAUGCAGUACACGAUACACUAUUAAUGACACUAUUUAUGUCUACCCAUAAAUCUCUUUUUUCAAGUUGUAAGAGCAUUGAGAAAAAAUAAAACGAAGCGAGAAGAUAAAGUGCUUGAAACAUAAAAGCGUAAGUCGGUUUUCCCAACCAUCUUCUUUUUUGCGAUUCAAAGAACGUAAAUCGGGAAAUGGUAUUAUUAGACUUUUCGGAUACUCGACUUGAAAUAUCUGAUUAAAACAAUCACAGUAGAAUUCUAUUAUAAAUUGUUAUACAAUUUUAUAUGUAUACAAGCACAUAAAAUAAAAAUAUUCUCUGGAA